AUGAAUGUAUGGAUGUUGGUGAGUAUUGCGAGUCUCCUCGGUACAGCUGAGUCAUGGUGCAAGCCAAUGGAGAGAGCUGAUAUUGUGUUUGUCUUCGAGGAAUCCUUUAGCACAGGAGAGAUGAAAUUCCCCAGUGAGUGGAACUCUCAGAAAGAAAUGCUGGCCAAAUUUGUAGAUCAGAUGUACAUAGACCCAGACAACGGAAUCCGAGUUGGAGGGGUCACGUACAACACAGAAGCGAAGGUACGCUUUAACCUUAACACACACACAACCAAAUCAGACAUUAUGAGCGCCAUUAAGGGCAUACCAACAGACAGAAGAAAAGAGAUAUAUGAAAAUGACACUGACUACUCAUAUAAAGGGCUACAGAAAGCUUAUGAUUCUGUGUUUGUGUCGAGUAAUGGAGAUAGGCCAGACGCCCCUAACUACUAUAUAUACACUAGUGACUAUAUUUUUCCCGAUGAUGACCCUUAUAGCGAGGGGCUUGAUAUAAGGAUGGCCGGAGAGAAUUAUAUUUGGGCGAUAGGUGUCAAGUCAGCGCAAACCCAAGGUAUACUUUCUCAGUCUGUGGGAUCGGAUGGAAAAUAUUACACCGGAUCCAGUUUUCAGGCUCUAAACACGGUUGACCAUGCUAAGACAUUCUGGGAGAUGCUUAGCGGAUGUCCUAUCCUUGAUCCUGCAAUCGGCAAAUAUUAUUGUUUUUCUGUUCCACUUUUAUACUUUGAGGACCCCGCGGUUGCUACAGCGAGUACAGAGACGUGUGAAGAGGACGAAGGGAUGAUGUUCCUGAUGCAGGACUCCUUGUUUGAUAUAAACUGUUGUGGUAUAAUAUCAGCCUGGGAGUUUUAUCCUUGUAAAGCAGGAAUUGUCCAGUUUAUGGUCUGGACCUAUAAAUCAGGCACAAUAUAUGAACUCAAAGCUAUACAGGAAGUGGAGGUUCUAGAUACCGAUCUUGGAAAAUCUCUGAAUUAUACUGUACCUGAAGAAGAACGCAUUGCAAUUGUUGCAGGAGAUAGAAUCGGCUGGCGAUCGAAAACCAAGAACAUCAUAUCAUACCAAGCCUGUGAUUAUCUGACCGAUAGAUACUGUCCGCAGAAUACAUAUCGCACACAGUUCACUGAAGACCCAUAUGAAUACAUGCAAUUUGACUGGUCAGAACAAUUUCCAAAUUCAACUGCAGUCGAAAAAUUAACAAAUCGAGGGUACACUAUCAAAGUGUAUGCUAACAAUAAUACAGUGAUCUCUUUUGAAGAAUCAUUUUACCUGACGUCAGCAGCAGAUCACUGGCCAAUAGGAACAAGCUUCUCUUCCUUCGCUGUCCUAGGACAAGAUUACAAGGAGAACGUAACAUAUUCCUGGGCCUUGAAAAACGAUUACAUAGAUUUGAAUGAAUCAUUCAGUUUUACACAAGUUGGGAAACAACUGGAACCUUCAGAGAGUCCGCAAGGAAUGGCUGGGUACUUAGCAAAGCUGAGAGUGGUUGAUACGUGCAGAAAUACUGCCACAACCACUUUCAGUGUAGAAACUUUUAAUGGUCCACCUAUUAUAACAAAUUUUCCAAGGGAGAUAUCAGUGCUGGAAACUCAGGGAGGAAAUGCUGAAAUUUAUAAAGUGGCAGUAUAUGACCCCACGGUCCCUCCCGACCCUGUUUGCUGUACACUGGAAAGUGUCCGACCUCAGACAGCUAAUUUUGAAAUUAAACUUAUCAAUGGUACACAGUUUUUAUUAUUUACACAAGAAAAACCUAUAUUCGCUUAUAGAGACGUAAAUUCUUAUAUGUUAACUGUGUGUUGUGAAGAUGGAUAUGGAACGGUGAAGGGUAUCCUGAAAAUCGACGUGUUAGAGGUCAAAGAAAAUGAAAUAUAUACGCCCCCUUCUUGGUUCAUUACGUCGAUAAUAGCCAGCCUUCUUCCCAUCACCGUCAUGUUCGUAUGCGCCUGUGUUCUUCUCAUCGAGUCUUUUUUUCUGGUGAAGCAAGGUGUGAAUGGAUGAUGUUUCUUCAUGAAAGUGGAAACUUUAAAGUACUGAAAGAUAUACCACACUUUUUUCACAAUUACUACA
Messenger RNA from Saccostrea echinata, 2061 nucleotides. RefSeq lists its product as uncharacterized. The transcript is spliced from 10 exons. Bases 1 to 1992 code for a protein of 663 amino acids. The record is from RefSeq and is a predicted model, not a curated record. Lineage: Eukaryota; Metazoa; Mollusca; Bivalvia; Ostreida; Ostreidae.